UGGUGGGGGGUGGGAGGGGACAGACAGACAGACAGCUUACUCCAUGCUGCCAGGUGGGACCCAGGCCAAGCCAAUGGGCACACUUCCCCACACCCCCAGGACCGUUCCCACUUCAGCAGUCAGCUGGAAGGGUUCCCAGGGGGUAGGCCACCUGGCCCUGACCACCUCUAGGUUGGGAUGCCUGUGCCUUUAAAUUCUCAGCAGGUUGAAGCGGCUGAUGACAUCACUGGUUCCCGGGAGCAGAGGAGCUGGAGCCGGAGCCUGUGGGAGCCCGGGCUGCCAGGGGCUGCAGACAUGGAGGGCCACAGCAGCAGUGGCAGCAGGAGGCCAGGGACCCUGGCUGGCCUGGGCCCCCUGCCCAUGCCCCACGGGGCUUUCCAAACUGGAGCACCCUCCAAGGUGGACUCGAGUUUUCAGCUCCCGGCCAAGGAGAGCGCAGCGCCAGUGCCCCUGGAACCGAGGCUGGCUCUGGCACCUCUGGGGCCACGUGCUGCUGUGCCACCUUCCUCCGAGGGGCCAAGGCUGGCUCUGGCGUCUCCUCGACCCCUCCUGGCUCCGCCGUCUAGCCCUGCAGGGCAGAACGCAGCUCUCACCUGCCACAGCUCCAGCCCGGCCGCGGCAUGCGUGGGCCAGCGGGUGGUGUCUGCCGCUGCUGCGCCGAAGCCUCUUCCAGCACCACCAGGCUCCAUCCUGGCUCCGGCAUCCCCGGGGCGGCUGGUGAUGUCUGUCCCAGACGCGCCACGGCUGCCCCCAGCCACCCUGGGGCCCAGGCUGGCUCCGAUGUCUAGGGACCAGAAGCAGACAGUACCUGCCUCCUUGAAACCCAAGCCAGCUCUGGCCACUUCCGGCCUGAGCCUGGCCCUGGCGCCUGAGGAGCAGCACCCGCAGCCUCCCUCCAGCUCUGCCCCAAUGCCCAGUCCAAUUCUGUCGCCCUCUCAGGAACAGACCCUGGCUCCAGCAUCCAUGACAUCAGCCCCGGCCUCUGUGGGACCGACACCAGCUAAACAGAGGGAUGCCCCCGCCCCUAGGUCUCUCCCCCCUUCUGAAGGGCAUCGCCAGCCUCCAGCCCAGGCAUCCAGUCCUGUGGUCUCCCCAUCUUUGAUCCAAUCUCCCCCAGACCCCCGGCUCUCCCCCUCCUUCAGAGCCAGGCCCGAGGCCCCCCGCAGCAGCCCUGAGGAUCCUGUCCUGCCCCGGCCAACCCAGAUGCUGCCCCUGGAUGUGAGCCAGGGCCCUGCAGAGGCUGGCACCCGCUCCCCAGGACUGCUGUCCCCCACCUUCCGGCCAGGGGCCUCCUCAGCUCAGACUGUGCCCCCGCCUCUGCCCAAGCCACCCCGGUCUCCCAGCCGCUCCCCUAGCCGCUCUCCCAACCGCUCCCCCUGUGUGCCCCCAGCCCCUGAGCUGGCCCUCCCCAGGCCUGGCACCCAGGGUGCAGGGCCUGGUGGGCACCUGAGCCCCAGCUUUCAGCCCCGAGAAAUGCCAGCCCCAGUCACCACCUCGUCUUCUACACCCACCUCAUCGUCCUCCUCCUCUUGGUCAGCUCAGCCCACCUGCAAGAACGACCCCGGCUUCUGGAUCACUGUGGUCACGUGGAAUGUGGGCACCGCCAUGCCCCCUGACGACGUCACAUCUCUCCUCCACCUGGGCGGUGGCAGCGAUGACAGCGACAGGACAGACAUGAUCGCCAUAGGGUUGCAGGAAGUGAACUCCAUGAUCAACAAGAGGCUCAAGGACGCGCUCUUCACGGAUCAGUGGAGCGAGCUUUUCAUGGAUGCGCUCGCGCCUUUCAACUUCGUGCUGGUAAGGCCUCCCGCGCCCUCCGGAUGGGCAGAGACCCCUGGAGGCCGGGCCCGAUGGGUCUGUGGAAAGGGAGGAUGGAGGAGCAGACCUGAAGGACGGCGGACCCCGCCCGUGACCUGCCCGACGUUGCCUCCCAAGGGCAACAAGGGUGGCGUGAGCGUGCGCCUGGCGGCCUUCGGGCACAUGCUCUGUUUCCUGAACUGCCACCUGCCCGCGCACAUGGACAAGGCGGAGCAGCGCAAGGACAACUUCCAGACCAUCCUGAGCCUCCAGCAGUUCCAGGGGCCCGGGGCGCAAGGCAUCCUGGACCACGACCUUGUGUUCUGGUUUGGGGACCUAAACUUCCGCAUCGAGAGCUACGACCUGCACUUUGUCAAGUUCGCCAUUGACAACAACCAGCUCCACCAGCUCUGGGAGAAGGACCAGCUCAACAUGGCCAAGGACACCUGGCCCAUCCUCAAGGGCUUCCAGGAGGGGCCCCUCAACUUUGCACCCACCUUCAAGUUUGACGUGGGUACUAACAAAUACGAUACCAGUGCCAAAAAGCGGAAGCCAGCCUGGACAGACCGUAUCCUGUGGAAGGUCAAGGUUCCAGGUGGAGGUCGAAGCCCCUCCGGACAGCAGAGCCACUGGCUCCAGGUGACUCAGCACAGCUACCGAAGCCACAUGGAAUACACUGUCAGUGACCACAAGCCUGUGGCUGCCCAGUUCGUCCUGCACUUUGCCUUCAGGGACGACAUGCCCCUGGUGCGGCUGGAGGUGGCAGAAGAGUGGGUGCGGCCGGAGCAGGCUGUGGUGAGGUACCGCGUGGAAACCGUGUUCGCCCGUAGCUCCUGGGACUGGAUCGGCUUGUACCGGGUGAGCAGGGCGAGGUGGUCAGUGACUUGGGGAAGGAAGGGCCUGGAGGAGAGCAACUGGCCUGACCUCCUCGGGUCUAAUGAGGAGAAGUUGGGGGUUGGGGAGAAGAAGUCGGUGGCUGGUUGGGGGUUGGGGCACUCCAGCGACCCACCUCCCCGCCAGAUCUCGCUGCCUACCUCGGAGUCGGCCAGUAGCAGCACACACAGCUCAGGGACCAGCUCGGAGGAGGAGGAUGACAGCACCCUGGAGCUGCUCGCACCCAAGUCCCGAAGCCCCAGCCCUGGCAAGUCCAAGCGGCACCGGAGCCGCAGCCCGGGCUUGGCCCGCUUCCCAGGCCUGGCCCUCCGGCCCUCCUCCUGUGAACGCCGGGGCACCAGCCGCAGCCCCUCGCCCCAGAGCCGUCGCCUGCCCUGUGUGGCCCCCAACAGGGGCAGCAGUGAUGGAGGCACCCAGGGCUGUAGUGAGGAGGGGCUCUCUGGACUGCCUGGUCCCUGGACCCUCCCCCCAACUGUGCCUCGGAGCCUGGGCUUGCUGCCUGCCUUGCGCCUAGAGACUGUGGACCCUGGAGGUGGUGGCCCCUGGGAACCUGACCAGGAGGCCCCGACCCCCGACAGCCUGUCUCCCAGCCCUCAGGGCCGGCAGAAGCUGGAGGAAGGGGGCCUGGGGCCCUGAAGCUGGGGUGGGCUCCCACUCUGGCCCAAUCUGUAAACCCACCUGCCUCCCUCCUGCAGCUGCUCCAGCUUUCUCAACACCUGACACUCUGUCCCGGCCAGGGAUGGCCAACUGGGGUCCCUCAAACUCAGUCCUGACACCUCAACUGUGACAAUCAGCAAAGCCCUACCUAGGCCCCCAUCUGGGAUGGGAGCAGGGCAAUCCUAGAUCGAUUAGGAAUUAAAUUCUCUAGCCUUGC
Messenger RNA from Myotis brandtii (Brandt's bat), 3565 nucleotides. RefSeq names its product inositol polyphosphate-5-phosphatase J (gene INPP5J). The transcript is spliced from 10 exons. NCBI's taxonomy places the organism in Eukaryota, Metazoa, Chordata, Mammalia, Chiroptera, Vespertilionidae. Bases 178 to 3327 code for a protein of 1049 amino acids. The record is from RefSeq and is a predicted model, not a curated record. Gene Ontology annotation, cellular component: cytoplasm; plasma membrane; ruffle. Gene Ontology annotation, molecular function: phosphatidylinositol-3,4,5-trisphosphate 5-phosphatase activity; phosphatidylinositol-4,5-bisphosphate 5-phosphatase activity. Gene Ontology annotation, biological process: negative regulation of peptidyl-serine phosphorylation; phosphatidylinositol dephosphorylation.